AUGGCUGACGAAAAGCGCGAAAAGCAAGCUACCCUGGGGUAUGUUAAGGACGGACAGCAGACUAUCGGGAGGUUCUUCGGUUCCAAUGCCAAUCAACCACCGAAGAAACAGACUACAUUAGCUUUUGGCGGGAAAAGACAGCGAGAAAGUAGUGGUGCUGCCGACGCAGAGAUCAAGGAAACUACAGAGGAUGUUAAAACGGAAGUCAAACCCGAUGCCGACACAGCAGAAGCUCCUGUUUCCAACGGUGCCUCUCCCACAAAACGCAUAAAGCGAGAAAAGAGCGCCGAGGCGGAUGAAAGCGACGGAUCUGAUAUUCAGCCUGUUUCUAAGCGCCGAAGGAAGGCGUCGGCCGAAUCAUCGCCAUCUGUUAAGAAGCAAACACCUUCCCCGAAAAAGCCAACGGCUACGAAGCCCAAGGUUGAAUCGCCAUCACCAAUGCCGGCUGCGAAGAAGACCCAAGAAGUAAAAUUUGAGGAAAAGUCGCCAUCGCCAGAGGAGGAAAAAGAACUAUCAGAGAGCGAGGAAGAGGAAGACCUUGAACCUGAGGCCAAGAAGAAGUCGAUCGAGAAGUUCCAGGCCAAACUAAAAGGAUCUGGUAAAGACCCAUACCCGGACUGGAAAGCAGGUGAUCCUGUACCGUACGCUGCGCUAUGCACUACCUUCUCCUUGAUUGAAAUGACUAGAAAGCGUCUGGAGAUCACAGACCACUGUUCCCUCUUCCUUCGACAAGUUCUACGUCUAACCCCUGCCGAUUUCCUCCCUACUGUCCAACUCAUGAUCAACAAAUUGGCCGCAGAUUACGCGGGAAUUGAACUCGGCAUUGGAGAGUCACUGAUUAUGAAGGCCAUUGGCGAAUGUACUGGCCGCAGCCUUGCUAUAAUUAAAGCCGACCAGCGGGAAAUUGGAGACCUGGGACUGGUAGCUGCUAAAAGCAGGUCGAACCAGCCUACCAUGUUCAAGCCCAAAGCUUUGACUGUUCGGGGUGUCCAUGCAGGCUUAUUAGGAAUCGCCCAGGUCCAGGGCCAUGGAUCCCAGGAUAAGAAGAUUUCAGGAAUCAAGAAACUGCUGUCUGCGGCAGACGCCGACGCUACUGGCAAGGGAGGCAAGGGCAUCGACAUCACUGAGAACAAAGGCGGACCAAGCGAAGCCAAGUUCAUUGUUCGCUUCCUGGAAGGAAAGUUGAGAUUGGGACUUGCAGAAAAGACAGUACUUGUUGCUGUCUCUCGUGCAGUUCUGGCCCACGAGGCCGAAUCAAGCGGUAAUAAGAUGCCGUCGACGGAGCAGAUGGUGGCGGGAGAAAAUAUAUUCAAGUCCGUCUACAGCGAGCUGCCGGCUUAUGAAGUCAUUAUUCCUGCAAUGCUUGAGCACGGUCUCUCUAAGCUCCCUGAAAUCUGCAAACUCCAGCCCGGAAUCCCUAUCAAGCCCAUGCUUGCCAAACCAACCAAGUCUAUUACUGAAGUCCUCGACCGAUUUGAAGGCAAAGAGUUCACAUGCGAAUAUAAGUAUGACGGAGAAAGAGCCCAGAUCCAUUUUGUGUCGCCUGAUGCGAUCGACCAAUUCCCUGGAGCUUUGGCCACAUUACAGAAAGACAACAAGGGACUUUCUUCAAUCUUCUCCCGCAAUUCGGAAGAUCUUUCGAAGAAAUAUCCCGACGUUCUGGGCAAGCUUGACACUUGGGUGAAGAACGACGUGAAGAGCUUUGUUCUGGACUGCGAGACGGUUGCAUGGGACAUGGAAAACAAAAAGGUUCUUCCGUUCCAGCAAUUGAUGACCCGUAAACGUAAGGACGUGAAGGCCGAAGAUGUUAAGGUCAAAGUUUGCGUAUACGCCUUCGAUUUGCUGUUUUUCAAUGGAGAGCCUUGCGUAAAGAAGUCCCUCCGAGAACGUCGGGAGCUUAUGCACGAAUGCUUCCAACCCGUUGAGGGCGAGUUCCAGUUUGCCCAAUAUGGCAACUCCAAUGUCCUUGAUGAGAUCCAAGAAUUGCUCGAGGCCAGUGUCAAGGCCUCUUGUGAGGGUCUGAUGGUGAAAAUGCUGGACACGGCCGAGAGUGGCUAUGAGCCUAGCAAGCGCAGUCGCAACUGGCUGAAGGUCAAAAAAGAUUACCUCGCUGGUGUUGGUGACUCCCUGGAUCUUGUUGUCCUUGGUGCCUACCAUGGCCGUGGAAAACGUACUUCGGUCUACGGUGCCUUCCUUCUCGCUGCCUACAACCCCAACAGUGACACAUAUGAGACCAUCUGUAACAUUGGUACUGGUUUCUCCGAGGUGCUCCUCGAGGAGCUCCACUCCACGCUAGUACCCCUCGUCAUUGACCGCCCAAAGCCCUUCUACACACACUCUUCUGUCCCCAAGGACCAACCCGAUGUCUGGUUUGAGCCAAGACUGGUAUGGGAGGUGAAGACAGCAGAUCUAACUCUCAGUCCCCGUUACCAAGCCGCCGCCGAUGAGUUCCAAGGAACAACCGACGCUGGAAAGGGUGUGUCUCUGCGUUUCCCGCGUUAUAUCAAAUCUCGUGAUGACAAGAAGCCAGAUGAGGCCACCACCACCCGUGCCGUGGCUGAGAUGUAUCGGAAACAAGAAGCAGUUACCAAGGAGACCUCGGGCAAGGGAGGUGUGGACGAUGACUUUGAGUAUUGA
Molecule: messenger RNA, 2637 nt
Organism: Penicillium soppii
Lineage: Eukaryota; Fungi; Ascomycota; Eurotiomycetes; Eurotiales; Aspergillaceae
Product: DNA ligase (ATP) CDC9
Exons: 4
Coding region: 1-2637 (878 amino acids)
Biological process (GO): Okazaki fragment processing involved in mitotic DNA replication; DNA biosynthetic process; DNA repair
Cellular component (GO): nucleus; mitochondrion
Molecular function (GO): DNA binding; DNA ligase (ATP) activity; ATP binding
Source: RefSeq, a predicted model, not a curated record